Molecule: messenger RNA, 2502 nt
Organism: Colletotrichum spaethianum
Lineage: Eukaryota; Fungi; Ascomycota; Sordariomycetes; Glomerellales; Glomerellaceae
Product: DNA replication licensing factor mcm2
Exons: 3
Coding region: 1-2502 (833 amino acids)
Biological process (GO): double-strand break repair via break-induced replication; DNA replication; mitotic DNA replication initiation
Cellular component (GO): nucleus; MCM complex
Molecular function (GO): ATP binding; single-stranded DNA helicase activity; 3'-5' DNA helicase activity
Source: RefSeq, a predicted model, not a curated record
AUGAGGAUCAAGUCCUAUGCCCUCGUCCCCCCGGCACCCUUCAUGGCACACGGCGGUGACGAUGAUGAGGACAUCGAGGACGAGGCCGAGAUCCAGGACGACGACUUGGACGAAAUUGAUGAGAUGGCUGAAGACGAAGUCGACCUUUUCAGAGAGGGUUUCGAACAAGAUUACAGAGCCAAGGAAGAUGAUGGAUACGAAGGCAUUGAUAUCGAUGACGAGGGCGAGUUCGGCGACAUGGACCUCGCUGAGAGACGAAAGCUUGAAGCCCAGCUCAACCGCCGAGAUAGAGAGGUUGCUCGUCGGCAAAGAAUUCCUGCCGCUUUCCUUCCGGGCGAAGACGAUGAAGGCGAUAUUGAUCUCUCGGCUCAGCCUCGACGCCGUCGUCACCACUACGAUGAAGACCCCGACGAAGACAUGGAUGCCGAUAUUAUGGAUGAGGAGCUUUCACUCGAGGCCCUCCAAGAUGUCAAGGCUGCCAGUCUGACCGAAUGGGUAUCUCAACCCUUUGUGCAACGAACCAUCAAGAGGGAGUUCAAAGCUUUCUUGACGGAGUACACCGACGAGCAUGGCUCCUCGGUCUAUGGCAACCGUAUUCGGACCCUCGGUGAGAUCAACGCUGAGUCUCUCGAGGUUUCCUACGAACAUCUCUCCACAUCCAAGGCCAUCCUGGCUUACUUUCUGGCCAAUGCACCGGCUGAGAUGCUGAAGCUUUUCGAUGAAGUUGCCAUGGAUGUUGUGCUCCUUCACUACCCCGACUACGAGCGUAUCCACGCUGAAAUCCAUGUCCGCAUUUUCGACCUCCCUGUCCACUACACCCUGAGACAGCUUCGUCAAUCCCACCUGAACUGUUUGGUGCGUGUCAGUGGUGUUGUGACGAAAAGAACAGGUGUCUUCCCUCAGCUCAAGUAUGUCAAGUUCGACUGCACGAAGUGCGGCAUCACUCUUGGCCCUUUCCAACAGGAGUCCAACGUUGAAGUGAAGAUUUCGUACUGCCAGGCCUGCCAGUCUCGGGGUCCUUUCACACUCAACUCGGAGAAGACCGUGUACCGCAACUACCAGAAGCUCACCCUUCAAGAGUCCCCCGGCACCGUUCCGGCAGGUCGCUUGCCUCGCCACAGAGAUGUCAUCCUCCUGUGGGAUCUCAUUGACAAGGCCAAGCCUGGUGAAGAGAUUGAGGUUACUGGUGUUUACCGAAACAACUACGACGCUCAGCUGAACAACAGGAACGGCUUCCCUGUUUUCGCUACCAUCCUGGAAGCAAACAAUGUCAUCAAGUCUCACGACCAGUUGGCAGGUUUCCGUAUGACGGAGGAGGAUGAAAAUGAGAUUCGAAAGCUUUCGAGAGAGCCCGGCAUCAUCGAUAAGAUCAUCAAUUCCAUGGCACCAAGUAUUUAUGGUCACACGGAUAUCAAGACGGCCGUAGCGCUGUCUCUCUUUGGUGGAGUCGCCAAGGUGGGACGGGGUUCUCACCAAGUUCGAGGUGACAUCAACGUUUUGCUUCUGGGUGACCCUGGUACCGCCAAAUCUCAGGUCCUCAAGUAUGUUGAAAAGACGGCACACAGGGCCGUCUUUGCAACAGGUCAAGGAGCCAGUGCCGUUGGUUUGACGGCCAGUGUCCGGCGAGACCCUCUGACUAGCGAGUGGACUCUGGAAGGCGGCGCCUUGGUGCUGGCGGACAAGGGCACGUGCUUGAUCGAUGAGUUCGACAAGAUGAACGACCAGGACCGUACAUCUAUCCACGAGGCCAUGGAACAACAGACUAUCUCCAUUUCCAAGGCCGGUAUUGUGACGACCCUCCAGGCUCGUUGCGGUAUCAUCGCUGCUGCCAACCCAAUUGGUGGACGAUACAACUCGACCAUCCCAUUUUCCGCCAAUGUCGAACUCACCGAGCCUAUUCUUUCUCGUUUCGACAUUCUGUGUGUAGUCCGAGAUACCGUUGAGCCUGAAGAGGACGAACGCCUUGCUCGCUUCAUUGUUGGCUCGCACAGCCGCAGUCACCCUUCGUCAUCGCAGCCUGGGGAGGACUCGAUGGAGGUGGAGCACGAGUCAGAGAACAGGGAAACACAAGCCGAAUCGCAGAGAAAGGAGGGUGAGAUUCCUCAGGAACUUCUCCGCAAGUAUAUCUUGUAUGCGCGUGACCGCGUCAGUCCGAAGUUGUACAACAUGGACGAGGACAAGGUCGCUCGUCUGUUUGCUGAUAUGAGACGAGAGUCUCUGGCCACUGGCGCAUACCCCAUCACAGUGCGUCAUCUUGAGGCCAUCAUCCGCAUUAGCGAAGCCUUUGCGAAGAUGAGACUCUCAGAGUACUGCAAGGCGGAGGAUAUCGACAGAGCCAUUGCUGUGACCGUUGAGAGUUUCGUCGGCAGCCAAAAGGUUAGCUGCAAGAAGGCGCUGGCACGGGCUUUCGCCAAGUACACGUUGAACAAGCCGAGCGGCAACUGGCAAAGGAGGGCUGGAGCCAGUCAGGCAUCGAGACGCGCAGGUGUCAUGCGAGCUUGA